This is a messenger RNA of Cryptomeria japonica (Japanese cedar), 738 nucleotides long. Its product is annotated as 3-ketoacyl-CoA synthase 1-like. Gene Ontology annotation, molecular function: acyltransferase activity, transferring groups other than amino-acyl groups. Gene Ontology annotation, cellular component: membrane. The transcript has a single exon. The record is from RefSeq and is a predicted model, not a curated record. Bases 1 to 738 code for a protein of 245 amino acids. Gene Ontology annotation, biological process: fatty acid biosynthetic process. NCBI's taxonomy places the organism in Eukaryota, Viridiplantae, Streptophyta, Pinopsida, Cupressales, Cupressaceae.
AUGCUGGGGUGGCUGCUGCUUCAACUCCUCGCGAAACAGAGGACGCGGGAAUGUUUUCUUGUGGAAUUUACCUGCUACAAACCGCCGGCGGAGUGCCAGGCUAACACUGAGCUGAGCAUUUACGUUUCAUUAAGUAGAGAGCCUAUCAUUCUAGAAAACCUGAAAUUCCAGUGGAAAAUAUUUCUGAGCUCCGGUCUGGGAGAAGAGACUUCGCUGCCGUGGUUCAUUUUCAAUGAUGAAAUGGUGGCGAUAUUGGAUGAAGCGCGGGUGGAGAUGGAGGAGACCUUCGCAACCUCGGACGGGCUCUUUAAGAGGACGGGUGUCACAUCGCAAGACAUCGAUAUACUCAUCGUAACGGUCUCCACCUUCACGGCGACACCAUCUCAUGCUACCAUUGUAGCGAGGCACUAUAAGAUGAAGGAAAGCGUGAAUAUGUUUAAUCUUUCCGGCAUGGGGUGCAGCGUUGGUGUUUUAGUGGUGAACAUGGCCAAAAAUCUGUUGCUCGUUAAUCCGGACUCGUACGCUCUCAUCCUCUCCACCAAGAACACAACUGUCAAUGCAAAGUACCCCAGCAACGACAGGACCUUCAUGCUCACCAACUCCCUCUUCCGAGUUGGCGGUGUCGCCUUGCUCUCUCCAACAAACACCAAGACACUGCAUGAGACAAAUUGCAGCUUCUCCACUCCAUUCAGACCAACGUGGCUGCUGAUGACGAGGCCUACAGUUGCAUAUCUGUGA